AUGGCAUCACGGCGAGCUAUCCUGCCCCUGCGCAGCUUGCUCAAUCGGCAAUGCGCCAGUGCUGCCCGCCAGCAGUACAGAGCUUCGAGCAACUCGUCGACACAGGCCAUAGCCUACAAAGCUCUCCACCGCCGUAUUGCACCGCUCCCGACCGAAGACCGCCCUCCUGCCUGGUCUGCGCCAGCUGCCGUCAGCAGCAUCCUCUACGAGACCCCCCUCCCAUCUCAAGCUCCCCCGAAGCGUCAUAUCCUCAAUUGCUUGGUCCAGAACGAGCCUGGUGUGCUCUCUCGUGUCUCUGGCAUCUUAGCUGCUCGCGGCUUCAACAUUGACAGCUUGGUCGUGUGCAAUACCGAGGUGGAUGACCUCUCCCGGAUGACCAUUGUCCUGCAAGGUCAAGACGGAGUCAUAGAGCAGGCCCGCCGCCAGCUCGAGGACUUGGUACCCGUCUGGGCUGUGCUGGACUACACACAGUCUCCGCUCGUCCAGCGCGAGCUGCUCCUUGCCAAGGUGUCCAUUCUUGGCCCCGAGUACUUCGAGGAGCUGCUAGCGCACCAUCGAGAGAUGGCCCAAACGACCGAACAAGAAAUAGGCUUCAACACAGAAGAGCUGUCCGAGGAGGAGCGAAGUGCCAUUGCCGAGGAGGCUGCCCGUGAUUCCUUGAGGAAGGACUACCACCCCACCAACCUCCCCGUUAGUCAGGCUCUCCGCCACAAGCACGAGCAUCUGCGAGCUAUCACCUUCAUGACCCACCAGUUCGGAGGAAAGGUUCUGGAUAUCAGCACCAACAACUGUAUUGUGGAGGUCUCUGCAAAGUCAUCGAGGAUAGACUCCUUUAUGAAGCUCAUUGCUCCCUUUGGUAUCCUGGAGUCUGCGAGGACUGGUUUGAUGGCUCUGCCACGUUCCCCACUUCAUGGAUCUGUUGAAGUGGAAGAGAUGGAGGCACAGGACGUUGUCGAUAACAGCAUGCUUCCCCCGGGUUAA
Molecule: messenger RNA, 981 nt
Organism: Cucurbitaria berberidis CBS 394.84
Lineage: Eukaryota; Fungi; Ascomycota; Dothideomycetes; Pleosporales; Cucurbitariaceae
Product: acetolactate synthase small subunit mitochondrial precursor
Exons: 2
Coding region: 1-981 (326 amino acids)
Biological process (GO): branched-chain amino acid biosynthetic process
Cellular component (GO): acetolactate synthase complex; mitochondrial nucleoid
Molecular function (GO): acetolactate synthase regulator activity
Source: RefSeq, a predicted model, not a curated record